UCUGCAAAGUUCAAUCAUGAGAGCUGUUAGUUUUGUAAAAAAAUUCCAAUGGGAGCUACCCGGCACUGUGUGCAGACAUGGAUUGACAAUAGGAGAUGUUGACAAUGACGGUGAUAACGAAUUGGUUGUGGGUACUGCUGAAGGAGAGCUUUAUAUUUUCAAGGGAUCAGAGCUAUGGCAGAAGAUCACAGGCCUUGGUCUCAUAACGAGCGUAGCAAUUGGAGAUAUCUUCAACUAUGGACGUAAUGCGCUCGUAGUCAUCUGUGGCGACGGGUGGACCCACAUAUUUUACAGUCCUAGAUCUGUAAAUCCUAACAACCCAAGCAUGUCAUGUGUAGGACAACAUGCUGGCAAAGAUACAUGUGAUCAGGACAACAUCAAAGCAAGUUCUGAUAUUGGCACGGGUAUUAAUACGGUGAACUCUCAGAACUCGGAACAGAUCGACAAUAUGAGUGAAGUCAAUGAAAUGUCGGGGAAAAUGGAAUGUGUACAUGUGCAAAGAAUCCCGACUAACACGAAGAUAGUACUGAUAGCUGAUGUCGAUAAAGACGGCGCUAAUGAGAUGAUCCUCGGUCUAACGGACCGUGUGGUCAGAUCUUAUCGAUGGUCGAGUAAUGCUGAUUUGGGGACGGGGAAAUUGGUCGGCCUGAAUAAAUGGGAAUGCACCAAUCAAAUAGGAACGGUUACAUUGCAGCACACCGGUGACGGCACGCCGACUCUACUGGUCGCGCAACCUGGCGGCACGUUUAUGCGCAUUAAAUGCAAUCCUGAGGACUGUCAUAUGGAGGACGGUUCCUGCGAGAUGGGCAGCGAGAUGGCGGCCAGCUGUGUGGAUUAUCAGACGUUAGGGAUAUCCAGGAUGCGCAAUCAGAAUAUCUCGACGGAGAUCAUUGGCGAUUUAGAGCCGGGACCGGCGCCGUUUAUCUCGACUUUCGAGCCUAAAAUGUCCAGUUACGAGCCCAAAGAUAGCCUACCGAAGCAGGGUUUUGUAGACGACAGUCAGUUAGGUAUGAAAACCUUCAAGCCCGUGUCGCGACACGAGUUUCGAAGGAACUACUCGCAACCCGAGAUCAGGAAGAACAGUUCGAACACGGCGGGGGAAUUUAGUAGGGAAUUUACGGCUGACAGCCAAGGUACGAUUAGAUUCUACAGCACUGCCGAUUCGUCCGGCGUUGACCAAGUGGACGGUAACUUCGUCGGUGGGAACGUUAUUCUAGGGGAUUACGAUAACAAGACGACGAAAGAUUUAUUGUUACCGACCUUUAAGGAUUUCUCCCGCGAUAACGGCAAUAUUAAUAGUAAUAAUAACAAUAAUAGCAACGAUACCGUCAAUGUGAAACAAUGCGAGAAGGACGGUAAUGCUAACAACGACACGAUCGCUAGCGAAAGCGCUCCGAGGGGCAAGCCGUACGCGUUAGCGACGCUCGACGGGACCAUCAUGUUGGUGCAGGACGAAGUGAUCUUGUGGGCUAUGCAAGUGGAUCACCAGAUAUUCGCUCUGUGUCGAUUGAACGUCACAGGCAACAAUAACGCGGACGAGAUAAUCGCCUGUGCCUGGGACGGUCAGACUUACAUCUUGGACCAGCAACGACACAGCGUGCGCUUUCAGUUCGAGGAGCCGGUCAGGGCUUUCUGCACGGGCAAUUACAACGUGAACCCGGGAACAUCCACUCCCUGCUUGGUGUACAAUACCUUCAACAACAAGAUUUUUCUUUACUACGACGUUACCCUGCCAAGUAUGACGGUCAGCCCUCUGAACCCUACGGAGGAUCUCGAGUCCAACGAGGUGCAACUUCUGGAGAAGUUGUUAGGCGAAUGUAGUGUCGGGGAGAGACAACAGAAGAUGCAGCAAUUAACCGAAUGGUUGCUAUAUGGCGUCCAUUAGUGUACAGAAGGCAAAUGUUACAUAUACUAUAGACAAUUACAUGUAUAAUACCGUAACUAUAUAUAAAACUAUACAUAAAUAUUCCAGUA
Dinoponera quadriceps is the source of this 1974-nucleotide messenger RNA. Its product is annotated as integrin-alpha FG-GAP repeat-containing protein 2-like. The coding region runs from base 17 to 1885 and encodes 622 amino acids. The record is from RefSeq and is a predicted model, not a curated record. Gene Ontology annotation, biological process: regulation of TOR signaling. The transcript is spliced from 6 exons. NCBI's taxonomy places the organism in Eukaryota, Metazoa, Arthropoda, Insecta, Hymenoptera, Formicidae. Gene Ontology annotation, cellular component: KICSTOR complex.